AUGGACAACGUUGACCCAACGAAACCUUCGUUGCUUUCUCCGAACUCACAGACCCCUACUGAGUUGUAUCGAAAACCUUCAGUCGAACGAGAUGGCAAGACUGGAAAGAGGGGACGUGCAAGCAAACCCAAGGUCAAAUCCGGUUGUAUCACUUGCAAAACUCGAAGGGUAAAGUGCGACGAAACCAAGCCACAGUGUAUAAGAUGCCAGAAGUUUGGCCGCGUUUGCGAUGGCUACCUACCCGAGCAACCCCCAGCGCGAGGAUUUAGCAACAUUCGACCUCGAACGCCGUCGGCAGGUUUGUACAAUCCAAGUGUUUCGGCCCACGAUACAGAGGAUGAGAGUCGCUAUUUCCGAGUGUUCUCGGAGAGAACUGUUUUUGCACUGUCUGGUUUAUUUGAAGGCACACCCAGUAGUCACUUUUGGACGCAGCUUGUUCUACAAGAGAGCCACAACCUCAAAGCCAUCAGACAUGCAGUGAUGGCUCUUGGGGCACUCACUAAAAGUCUAGAAAAUGCACCACAACCUAGCCUCAAGGUCAACAUUAUCCAGUCUCUCGAUCAAAAACACCGCGAGCAGGCGGUUCUCCAGCAUCUCAAGGCAAUUCAAGCUCUCAAUCUCUAUAUUUCGUCAUCCACAGCACCGCAGUUGAGGAACGCACUCCUGACGUGCCUGCUUAUUAUAUGUUUCGAGGUUUUCCAAGGCGGGUUUUUGUCUACUGUUCAACAAACUGAAAGUGGUAUUAGUAUGCUUCGAAGCUACUAUAGUGGGCAAGGUGGCUCUCGGACUUUACUUCCUCGAUACAAUUCGCCAGACGCAAGGGGGGAAACUUCCAAAGCUGGUCCAAGUCUUCAACCACAAUUGGACAGCAUGACCUUGGCCAAUCCAUCUAUGCUAUUAUACGGCAGAGAAUUCUUAGAACCUGCGAACAUGCAGAGACUUGAAAUUGGUGUACAGGCACCUUCGCCCGAACACAGCAUGUACGGGGAGACGUCGUAUUCAGAUUUUAGCACAGACAUCGAAACUACUCGCAUUUUCUCAACGCAGAAUUAUUUGAACGCUCUACCCAGCAACACCACGACUGCACACUGGCAAGCGGGGUCGCACUUGUCAUCUGCCAACAGAGCUACAGAGCCUAUGAGAAGUCGCUCUGCUUCCAUUGCCUCGUCAUCUGUGACCGGGAGUGGUCCUCCGUCGAGAUCUGGGUCAAUCAAUCAAUCAUCUGUUCCAACGCCCAAUCCUCAGCGACCACUAUCUACCUUUUCUGGAGCGCCAAGCCCGUCUCUAUUACAAAGUGAUAUGAAGAUCGAAGACGUUCUCAUUCAGGCGUUUAUCCGACUUGAUAGCCAAUGUCUCACAUGUGGGAUACCGCCGUCAAAGCCUCCGAUACAAUGGGACAUCAAAAAGAUUCACCACAUAGCAAUCCCAAAUGUCUUCUCGAAUUUUUAUAUGGCUCAUCGAUGUUGGGAUUUUCUUUUUGACCGUAUAGUGCGGUUCCGUCACCAAACACUCUACAGCAGACUAUACGCCCCAGAGACGAGCGAUUCCCCAACAAACAUUGCGACCGAGGUAGAGUUCUAUCGCAACCAGCUCAUGGCUUUCCACAACGCCUUCCGCCCGAUUCUUGACGAGUCUAUACAAAAUGAUGGCACUAUUAUUAAUCCCGCAGCCAUAUUGGUCUCUUUGUAUCAGCGUUAUACCGCAAUACUGCUCUCUGUUAUCUUAGAGGGUUCCGAAAUGGUCUACGAUAAUCACCUCUCCGAUUUCCAAUAUAUCGUUAAUACAUGUCGACUGCUUGCAGAAUCUAUCGUAUCGACGCAACUUCCACGUAUGCCGCGCUUCAGUCUCGACACUGGAAUCGUACUUCCUCUCUCGCUUGUUGCUAACAGAUGUCGAGAUCGAACUCUCAGACGGGAGGCUAUCGAUUUACUGUUUGCCAAUCCAAGGCAGGAAGGGAUGUGGGAUUCAAUUUUAGUUGCCCGCGUAGGAAGUUGGAUUUCAUCGUGGGAAGAAGAGGGGCUGCCUGUUUUACUUGACACGUCCAGCCACUCUGAUAUGUCUGGGUUGUCUUCAAACUUGCAUUCGAACUAUGCACAUUCGAUGCAUGAAAAUUCUCAGUCGUGGAAUUUUAACAGCCAUACGCCGGAACUGGUCGAUUCAAUGACUGACAGAAUGACAAUGAUGGGUGUAGAUCCGUUCGCUACCACGAACACCGGUGGACUGUUCGACGAUAUGAUGUAUGCACCAGACAACAUGCAUACUCAACGCCACCCAACAGGAAGAGGCCUCAUUCCUGGUGCUGGCGAUGGGUUCUCCGUGCCCGAGGAAAACAGGGUCCAGCUUUCACACAUGGAGUUUCACAUCAACGACCGAUACGCUCUGAUGAGAGCUCGAAAGGUGAUUUCGAGUGCCGAUGGGACCCAUGAAGAGAGGGAGACUAUCCUUAGAUGGUAG
This is a messenger RNA of Glarea lozoyensis ATCC 20868, 2454 nucleotides long. RefSeq names its product Zn2/Cys6 DNA-binding protein. Gene Ontology annotation, biological process: regulation of DNA-templated transcription. The record is from RefSeq and is a predicted model, not a curated record. Lineage: Eukaryota; Fungi; Ascomycota; Leotiomycetes; Helotiales; Helotiaceae. The transcript is spliced from 4 exons. The coding region runs from base 1 to 2454 and encodes 817 amino acids. Gene Ontology annotation, molecular function: DNA-binding transcription factor activity, RNA polymerase II-specific; zinc ion binding.